CCCUCUGCCAACACAUCAUUGGCGCAAGAAACUAAUUUAUGGGCAAUUGCUUAUCUUGUUGCAGCAGAAAGGGCACAGACGAACCAUACGAACCGUUGCUUGCGGAUCGAGAACGGGAAGCUGUGGCCGACCUUUUGAGCUUUCUCGAAAACAGAAAUGAAGUAGAUUUUUAUAGUGCAGAACCGCUUAGAGCGCUUACAAUUUUGGCUUAUUCAGACAACAUUGAUCUCCAGCGUUCAGCUGCUCUAGCGUUUGCUGAAAUAACCGAGAAAGAUGUUCGAGAGAUCGAUCGUGAUACAAUUGAGCCUGUUCUAUUUCUUCUGCAAAGUCCAGAUGCAGAGAUUCAAAGAGCUGCUAGCGUUGCUCUUGGAAAUUUAGCUGUAAACCCGGAAAACAAAGCAUUGGUAGUUAGGUUGAACGGAUUGGAAUUGUUAAUUCGCCAAAUGAUGUCGCCUCAUGUUGAAGUACAGUGUAAUGCUGUUGGAUGCAUCACAAAUCUGGCUACUCUGGAUGAAAACAAAUCAAAAAUUGCACACUCGGGUGCUCUGGGACCACUAACGCGUUUGGCGAAAAGCAAGGAUAUCCGCGUUCAGCGUAAUGCAACCGGAGCAUUACUAAACAUGACUCAUUCAAAGGAAAACAGACAGCAGCUUGUCAACGCGGGCACAAUCCCUGUGCUUGUCUCUCUCCUACCGAGUACAGACACGGAUGUUCAGUAUUAUUGCACAACUGCCAUCAGUAAUAUUGCAGUUGACGCAGAACAUCGCAAAAGACUUGCUCAAAGUGAACCAAAAUUGGUACAACUGCUUAUUCAGUUGAUGGAGUCCGCUACGCCCAAAGUUCAAUGUCAAGCGGCGCUAGCUCUUCGAAAUCUUGCAUCGGAUGAGCGCUACCAAAUUGAGAUUGUACAAAGCAAUGGACUUCCUUCUCUUUUACGCUUGCUCAAGUCCUCCUACCUUCCACUAAUCCUUGCCUCAGUCGCCUGCAUUCGAAACAUAUCCAUUCACCCGCUUAAUGAAUCUCCUAUUAUUGACGCUGGUUUCCUUCGACCUCUUGUUGAUCUUUUAUCGUGUACGGAAAACGAAGAAAUUCAGUGUCAUACAAUCUCUACACUACGAAAUCUUGCUGCCAGUUCAGAACGAAAUAAACGAGCCAUCAUCGAGGCAAAUGCAGUUCAGAAACUAAAGGACUUGGUGCUUGAUGCACCGGUAAAUGUGCAGAGUGAGAUGACCGCCUGCUUGGCGGUGCUAGCUCUGAGUGAUGAGUUUAAACCUUAUCUUCUUAAUUCUGGCAUAUGCAAUGUCUUGAUUCCCCUUACCAAUUCGCCUUCUAUUGAGGUUCAAGGUAAUUCCGCCGCUGCUUUAGGUAACCUUUCUUCAAACGUAGCUGAUUACAGUCAGUUCAUCGAAUGCUGGGAAUCACCUGCUGGUGGCAUUCACAACUACCUUGCUCGGUUUCUUGCAAGUGAAGACACUACGUUUGCUCACAUUGCUGCCUGGACAAUCGUACAACUUCUGGACUCCAAAGUCCUGCGACUGAAAAACUUGCUACGUUCCAGCGAAGACAUCAUCCAACUGUUAAACGAAAUUGUGUCUCGGGACGUGAGCACAAUUGAGUACGAGGACGGCGAAGGCGAUGUAAUCCUUCUUGCUGGUCGCGCGCUUCACCUUAUCGACCAGAGCACUGAGUCCUAAAAACAGUGGACAAAAACCCCGUAUAUUUUUAUUAGUGGAUGCUUUUAAUUAUCUAGGGACGUAAUGACAUGAGCUGCAAAUAUAGAAAAAGGAAGGGAACGGAACGGGAUGUAGAUGGAGG
Schizosaccharomyces japonicus yFS275 is the source of this 1815-nucleotide messenger RNA. Its product is annotated as vacuolar protein Vac8. Gene Ontology annotation, biological process: nucleus-vacuole junction assembly; piecemeal microautophagy of the nucleus; autophagosome assembly. Gene Ontology annotation, molecular function: identical protein binding; protein-membrane adaptor activity. Bases 39 to 1694 code for a protein of 551 amino acids. The record is from RefSeq and is a predicted model, not a curated record. NCBI's taxonomy places the organism in Eukaryota, Fungi, Ascomycota, Schizosaccharomycetes, Schizosaccharomycetales, Schizosaccharomycetaceae. Gene Ontology annotation, cellular component: fungal-type vacuole membrane; Myo2p-Vac17p-Vac8p transport complex; membrane. The transcript has 4 exons.